This is a messenger RNA of Aspergillus eucalypticola CBS 122712, 687 nucleotides long. RefSeq lists its product as uncharacterized. The transcript has a single exon. Bases 152 to 505 code for a protein of 117 amino acids. NCBI's taxonomy places the organism in Eukaryota, Fungi, Ascomycota, Eurotiomycetes, Eurotiales, Aspergillaceae. The record is from RefSeq and is a predicted model, not a curated record.
GAACAGGAAGCCACAGCAUUGGUCUGUGUUCCGCUUUCCAUGUUGGACCCAGUUUUCCCUCAUCGCAUUUCCCACGGGGUUGGAUUAGCUGGUCUCGGGGUAGCCGGGGGUGACGUCAAGCCUUCCCUGACCAAGGCGAUCGGCGCCCGCAAUGCUUUUUUUUCUUUCAUGUAUUACAAGUGUGUCAUCGGCUUAUUCAAGUCCUGGGGGUUUGUGUUCCUUCAAUACCGUCAUUGACUGUUUCGAUGGUCGUCGAUGUGGUCAUGCUAAUGCAUCUGAACAUGUAGGGGGAAAUAAGCAGUUAAUGAUCACGUUUCCCCUACUUUCCAGAAGGCUGUAUCGAAACCCGUCGUUGAUCGAGCGCCAUCACAUAAGCCAAGCGGCAAUACACAGGCUUUCAGCAAGCAAAGCCUCAAGACUUCCACUAGGACUGUUAAUACACGAAUUUGUGAUCACCAUUCCGCCACCAACAGGGUGGUCGAACCUCCCGGUCUCACAUAGAUAAUUGGAUUGACCCCUGGCUAGUGUCUCGUAGGUGGAGAUGGCGAGGUCAACUUCAAUGAAGCACAAAACAAUUUUGGUAGUCGGCACCGAUACGAAGCAACAACCAACCAUAGGCUGUUGCUACAGCUGUUAUGUAAAAUUUUGAAUAAACCAGGAAUGUUGAAGGAUUCCAGCCUACUUAGC